Messenger RNA from Aspergillus steynii IBT 23096, 1716 nucleotides. Its product is annotated as ABC transporter ATP-binding protein. Gene Ontology annotation, biological process: transmembrane transport. The transcript has 3 exons. Gene Ontology annotation, cellular component: membrane. The annotation marks the transcript as partial. NCBI's taxonomy places the organism in Eukaryota, Fungi, Ascomycota, Eurotiomycetes, Eurotiales, Aspergillaceae. Gene Ontology annotation, molecular function: ATP binding; ATP hydrolysis activity; ABC-type transporter activity. The record is from RefSeq and is a predicted model, not a curated record.
UUUCUUGUGCCUUUCUUCUGGCCGCAAAACAAGCCUUUUUUACAGCUGCUGUGCGGCGGAGUUGUCAUCCUUCUGCUCAUAGACAGGGCUCUGAUCUUCCUUGUGCCGUUGAAGCUAGGACAUGCCAUUGAUUCCUUUUCCGUGAAUUCUGGCAAAAUUCCAUACAGAGAGGUAGUCACAUUCGCAAGUCUCUGGAUCCUUGAGUCUUCUGGGGGUAUCCCUCAGUUACGCAAAUGCAUGUGGUCUCCUUGUGAGGAGCACUUUUGCUUCAAGAUUGGGACGGCUGCUUUCGACAAGAUCAUGUCAUUGCCGGGAGAUUUUCAUGACAAAACAAAUGCAGCAAAUCUUUGGGAGUCGGUCAGUCAAGUCAUAGGUGCUCGAUAUCUUGUCCGUUCCUUUGUUUUUCACAUCGUUCCAUCCCUCGUCGAUGUCUUGGUAGCCUUUGCAGUACUCUAUUGGAUGUUCGGUAUGUACAUGGCGAUGACCUUCAGUGCGAUCAUAAUUGCCGCCUUUUGGGUGUCAGGCAAGAUGCUACCAAGACUUCUAGGGAGACAGGGACAACUGAUACGCGAUAUGGAAGCCGAGCAUAAGUGUCUGUAUGAGGCGACUUCCAACUGGCCAGGUGUGGUAUAUUUUAAUCGCAUCCAGCACGAGAAGCUACGCUAUCGCGCUGCCCUCGCAGAUCGCAUGUACUCUUCGAUUGCGUUCUCCUUUGACGUUUUUCUAGAGUUCUUUGCGUGGUCGUGCUUGUUAUACGCCGGCUCUACUGGACUAUUUAUUCUUGCAGCGUACCAGAUCGCUUGGGAGAACAAGCCGAUUGGGGGACUCGUGACCUUGGUAUUCUACUGGACGCGACUCUCUAGUCAUCUUCAACUUCUUCCCAGCAUUUUCCGGGAUUCAGCCCUGGGUAUUGUCAACACGUGUGACCUAGUGGCACGAUUGAGAGUUGAACCGAGCAUACGCAAUCAGAAGGAUGCAAAACCGCUAGUAGUGAAUCGAGGAAACCUCAAGUUUCAAGAUGUCAGCUUCUGCUAUUAUGCAGAAAAACGUGUGUUGAACCACAUCAGCUUUGAGGCACAAGCCGGUCAAACCAUAGGUCUUGUUGGAGCGUCAGGAAGCGGGAAAUCAACCCUGUCGAAAUUGCUUGUACGCAUGUACGAUCCACACCCGGGAAUCAUCACCAUCGAUGGACAAAACAUCCAAGACGUGACGCUGGAGAGCCUACGCAACAGCAUCGGUAUCGUAUCUCAGGAACCGAUUAUACUCCACGACACGGUCAUGAACAACAUAAGGUAUGCCGACGUUCUCGCCAGCGAAGCGAAAGUGUACGAAGCAUGCAAAGAUGUGGGACUUCAUGACCUCUUCAACUCACUUCCAGAGGGAUACCAAACAUUUCUCGGAGGGCACGGCGUCAAAUUAUCCUCCGGCGAGCAGCAAUGUAUUGCAGUUGCACGAAUGAUAAUCAAAAACCCAAAGGUCGUGUUUCUUGAUGAAGCAACGAGCAAUCUAGACCGUCAUACUGAAUCAGCUGUUCUACGAAGCUUUAAAAAGCUCUGCACAGGAAGGAUCACCUUCAUAGUCUCAAGUCGUCUCUCUGCAGUAAGCGGAGCGGACAAAAUCUUGGUUUUACACCAUGGUAGACUAAUCGAGCAAGGAGAUCACGCCUCGUUGAUGUCAGCAAACGGUUAUUAUUCCCGUCUUUGGUCGUCGCAAGUC